AUGUCAUAUAUAAAUAUUCCUAGGGAUCGAAAUGAUCCUAAUUAUAGAUAUAAAAUGCCCAAAUUAAUUUCUAAGAUUGAAGGAAGAGGGAAUGGAAUAAGAACUAACAUUUCUAAUAUGGGAGAAAUAGCUAGAUCCUUAAAGCGACCACCUAUGUAUCCAACCAAAUUUUUUGGUUGUGAAUUAGGAACAAUGGUAAAAUUUGAAGAAAAUGAAGAAAAAGCUAUAGUUAAUGGGGCACAUAAAGAAAAAGAUUUGGUUAAUAUCUUAGAUAAAUUUAUUGAAAUGUAUGUUCUUUGUCCUCAUUGUUUAUUACCUGAAACAGAUAUUAUUGUUAAAAAAGGUUUCUUAAUUUGUAAGUGUAAUGCCUGUGGAAAUAUAGGAGAGCUAAAUAAUUCCCAUAAAAUUGCUACUUAUAUGAUAAAAAAUCCUCCGUUAAUUAGUACUGUAGGAAAUAAAAAAAAGAAGAUUAAAGAAAAGAAAAUGGAAAAAAAUGGAAAAAAUAAAAAUGAGAAAAUCGAAAAAAAUGAAGAAAAUAAAAAUGGGAUAAAUUCAGGAGCAGACAUUGAAGGAUCUGAAGAGUUAGACACUGAUAAAAGCAAUCAGAAUACUAAAAAGGAAAAGAAAAAUAAGAAAAAAGAUAAAAAAAAGAAAGUAGAAGAUAAUUUUGUUUUAGAAAAAGAAGCAUUAAAUUUUGAAAGUCCUGAAAUAAAAGAAGUUAUAGAUAGAUUAAGAAGUUUAUUUGUAUCUAACCCUAAAAUUAGUGAUAAUACAUUUUCGGAAGAACUAAGAGUUUUACAGGUAUCACAAUGUUUUGAUUCCAAAUGUAGAAUUUUUAUUUGUCUAUGUUCAUUAUUUGAAGACAAAAUAACCAAAGAAUUGUUAGAAAAAAAUAUAAAAUAUGUAAAAAAAAUUAAUGAUACAUCAGUAACUAUUAAGGAUAUUUUUCUUGCCUUAGAAUAUUAUGUGAAUAAAGUAGCUGUUAACUCUAUCAGCAUUUAUCCAUAUAUAUUACAAGUUUUAUAUAACAACGACAUCUUUGAGAGUAAAGAUAUUAUUAAAAGAUAUGAAAAUGAUAAUGAAACCCAAGAAAAAAACAAUGGAAAUGAUGAUGGAAAUAAAAUUUAUGAUGAAUGCUACAAUAAAUGUAAAAAUAUGGCUAAACAUUUUGUUAGUUGGCUAAAAGAAAAUGAUUCCGAUACAGAGUCAGAAGAAGAAGAUAACGUAAACAAUAGUACUAAUAAAAAUAAUGUUGUCAGUUAUAAAGUGAAAUCUUUACGUAAUAAUGAAGGAAAAAGUAAUGAGGAAAGUAAUAAUUGCAUAAAUGAAAAUGAAAAGGUUUUUGAAGAUUCUAAAAGUGAAAAAUGUGAUGACGAAAUAUUUUUAGAUGCAAAAGAUGGUAUAAAUUAUACAGGCGAUGAAGAAGAAAUUGAUAUUGAUGCCAUAUAA
This is a messenger RNA of Plasmodium relictum, 1449 nucleotides long. RefSeq names its product eukaryotic translation initiation factor 5, putative. The record is from RefSeq and is a predicted model, not a curated record. Bases 1 to 1449 code for a protein of 482 amino acids. Gene Ontology annotation, cellular component: cytosol. The transcript has a single exon. Lineage: Eukaryota; Apicomplexa; Aconoidasida; Haemosporida; Plasmodiidae. Gene Ontology annotation, biological process: translational initiation; formation of translation preinitiation complex; formation of cytoplasmic translation initiation complex. Gene Ontology annotation, molecular function: eukaryotic initiation factor eIF2 binding; GDP-dissociation inhibitor activity; translation initiation factor activity.